CGAGUAUCUCGAUUGCGGUUAGUUAGGCGCGCCACCUCAAAGUGCUCAGUUCUCGGAAUGGCAAAGCUAGAGAUUUCCACCAAGUCGGAAAAGCCGGCGGAGCAGUGGGGCAAUGGGCUUGAGUUCCUGUUCUCCUGCAUUUCCCUGUCCGUGGGACUGGGGAAUAUCUGGCGUUUUCCGUACAUUGCCUUUCAGAAUGGCGGCGGUACCUUUGUGAUUCCGUAUCUGAUUGCCCUUUUGGUAAUUGGACGGCCCGUCUACUAUCUGGAGAUUUCCCUGGGCCAGUUCACGGGUCGUGGCGUGGUUAAGGCCUUCGAUAUGGCUCCCCUGCUCAAGGGCGUGGCGGUGGGCCAGGUCCUGGCCACAGCCGCCUCCAUUACGUACUACUCCAGCAUUAUGGCCUUGACUCUGAGGUUCCUGCUGGCCUCCUUCGGCUCCGAGUUGCCGUGGAGUCGCUGCUGGGAAAGCUGGGGCAGCGAUUGCUACGACGGAAGUGCCCAGAAUAGCAGCGGAAAAAUGUCACCCGCUCAGCUGUACUUUGAACGUGAGAUCCUUCACGAGGUGCCCAAUAUAGACAAUGGACUGGGUCUGCCUAUCUGGCAGUUGGUUGCCUGUUUGGCAGUGGCCUGGCUGAUCAUCGGUGGAGUCCUCAUUCGCGGCAUCAAAAGCAGCGGCAAGGCGGCCUAUUUCCUGGGGGUAUUCCCCUAUGUGGUGCUCCUCAUCCUGCUGUUGAGAGCCGUUACCCUGCCAGGAGCCCUUGAUGGCAUUAUAUACUUCUUCAAGCCCCAGUGGCGGGAGCUGCUGAACCCACUCGUCUGGUAUGCCGCCGUAACACAGGUCUUCUUUUCGCUGGCAAUCUGUUUUGGCACACUAAUCACCUAUGCCAGCUACAACAACUUCAAUCGGAAUGUCUACAAUGACAUUGUGAUAAUCACCACCAUGGAUUCCUGCUCCUCCAUAAUUGCUGGCUGCAUAACCUUUGGGAUCCUGGGGAAUCUGGCCCGCGAGACCGGAAACUCGGAUAUUGGCAGCGUGGUGAAGGGCGGCGCCGGAUUAGCCUUCAUCUCGUACCCGGAGGCCAUUGCCAAGUUCGAGUAUGUGCCACAGAUGUUUGCGGUCCUUUUCUUCCUCAUGCUCUUCGUCCUAGGCAUUGGCAGCACCGUGGGCAUGGGAUCCUGCAUCCUGCGCGUCAUCCGGGACCAAUUCGGUUCGCGGUCGCCGCCCAUUUGGAAGCUGGCCAGCGGACUGGCCGUUCUGGGCUUCUCUGUGAGCAUUGUUUACAUGACCCCGGGCGGUCAGUUUAUCCUGAACCUAGUGGAUUUCUAUGGCGUGUCCUUCACCGCCUUGAUCCUGGCCAUUGGCGAGUUGGUGGCUGUGGCCUGGAUUUAUGGAGUUAAUCGCUUUUGUGCGGACAUCAAGUUCAUGAUGGGCAUUGAGACCGGUUGGUACUGGCGCCUGUGCUGGAGAUUUAUCACUCCUGGUUUGAUGACCGCCGUGCUCAUCUACAUGCUGCUCGACAUGUCCGCUCUGGAGUACAAGGGUGUGGGCUAUCCCACCAUGGCCCACGUUUUUGGUUGUUUUUUGGCCACUCUGGGCCUGAUUCAGCUGCCCGGCUGGGCCCUCUAUGCCAUCUAUAAAAAACGUCGCCAGGGCGGCAGCUUCUGGCAGAGAGUACGUGCCGCAUGCAAGCCGUCAGACACUUGGGGACCGGCCAACGCUCAGCUGGAUGCCAGCAUCUAGAAAAUUAGCUUAGUCCCCAACACUGCGUAUACGUAAUGGCCUCUGAAGUCUAGGGGCAUUAUUAUUUGAUAUGGUCUAGAUGAAAAUGGGUAGCGUAAAGUGAAAUAUAUUAAGCUCAUGGAGCC
Molecule: messenger RNA, 1865 nt
Organism: Drosophila subpulchrella
Lineage: Eukaryota; Metazoa; Arthropoda; Insecta; Diptera; Drosophilidae
Gene: List
Product: sodium-dependent nutrient amino acid transporter 1
Exons: 7
Coding region: 58-1740 (560 amino acids)
Biological process (GO): sodium ion transmembrane transport
Cellular component (GO): membrane
Molecular function (GO): L-amino acid transmembrane transporter activity
Source: RefSeq, a predicted model, not a curated record